This is a messenger RNA of Syngnathus typhle (broad-nosed pipefish), 3938 nucleotides long. It is a transcript of the gene cul9, whose product is annotated as cullin-9. The record is from RefSeq and is a predicted model, not a curated record. Gene Ontology annotation, molecular function: zinc ion binding. NCBI's taxonomy places the organism in Eukaryota, Metazoa, Chordata, Actinopteri, Syngnathiformes, Syngnathidae.
AUGGUCUCGGUUACCAAGAGAACCAAGAAGGAACUUGCCGCGCACUGGUCUGGCGCUGAUGAGGAGGAGAGCGAGUUACCCCGGGAGGAUUGCGGCCAGUAUCCCGAUGGUGUCCUGGGGAAGAAGACUGUGCUGGAGAAAGUCGGGGGGGUGAUGGACAUCCUGAAGAAAGAAGGCCCGCGACGGGACCCACUGCAGAACCUGGCUGGCGUCAUCUUCAUCCGCUGGCUGCUGCGGGAGAAGAACUCGUCCAGAAGCGACUCUGUCCCGAGCGUCCAAGACAAAGUUGUGAAGCUGCUGGUAGAGCUGCUUGGCUCGCCAUGUCCAAACCUGGUCGGCUGCACACUGAGGCUGGCGCAUUCGCUCAUGCGCCGACACGAGUGGAGGGUUACCUUUGCCACCAAGGGUGGCGUCAAAGCCGUCCUGACGUGCAUGCAGGAGAUAGCCGACAUGCCUCAUGUGCAGCAGCUGGUGCUGGUGGUCAGGAACUGCACACACGCACGCACAGUCCCCACCAAGAGUUUGUUGCUUUUGACGCCCACGUUCUCAGACGCUGAAAGUCCUGAUGGGGCAUGUGGCAGCGAGGUUCCCAUGCUCUCUGAGGCAGGCGCUCAGAUGAUGCUGGAGCUCUUCGCCAGCCUCGGCUCGGCCACGCCCGAAGGCUCCAAAGGCCCGCUGGCUGCCAUACCUGCCGCCCUUGACCUCAUGCUGCGGACGCCAGACUGCGCAAUGGCUGUGCGCGAUGGCCUGACGCUCGUGGUGAUGCUGGUCUCCGACCACUAGAGCUUGGCCUCGCAGCUGGUGUCCUGUGGCAUCACGGCCGUCCUGGAGAAGUGUCUGGCGCUGUCCCAGGACGAGACCAUGCUGGCCAUCGUUGCCCUCAACCACAUCUUGAUGGCGCAGAAGCUGGAGAACAAAGAUCCUCCAGAGCAGUUGCAGCUGAAGGACAUCCAGCUGCAGAAAUUGCCGAUGAGUCUGAAGGGGAUGACGGCUACUGCCAAAGAAGUCAUCCACAUGCUGAAGCAGCUGCUGUGCCAGUCGGCGUCUCUGCCCGAGGGCCUGCGUAGCCAGGUAUCUCAGAGUCGGGACGUGUUUCAGGACCUCCUGCGUCUGAUGAAGCCGCUGAGAGCGGACCGGAACGUCCAGCUGUCCAUUUUUGACCUCAACAAGUCUCUGUACAGCUACCAGGAGGACGCGCUGCCCUGGCAUGACAGCAUCAAACCCUGCCUGGCAUCUUUGAGCGCCUUUGUCACGGACAAAGAGGUUGUUCAGCAGCUGCUGCUCUUCCUCCACCGCCUGACCCGCGUCAACAUAGACUAUGCUGUGGUCAUGUGCCGGCAUGGCACCAAAGAGCUUUUGAACAAGGCCCAGGACAAACAGGACGGCGCCCAACGCCGCAGCCGGCUUUCCGCUCGGCCAAUAGUGAGCUUGCCCUUGUGCCAUCAGAUGACGUUAGAUCAGAUUGAGGAGCAUCGGCGCAGCCGCGAGCCCAUCAACGUUCCCUUCUUUGAUGUCUUGCUUCGGAAUCUCUGCCAAGCACUUAGCUUUUCUUGGGGGCGCAGAGGUGUCGUCAUCAGGUAGCUGGCCAUCCUGGUUGCCAACGAGGACUCCAGCUACAUGCCGGCCAAGAUCCUGGUACUGGGCGGAGACAACCAAGGAAACAUUAGUACUGAACUCAACAUGGUGAAUGUGACGACGUCAGCCACUCGGAUUGUUCUGCUAGAAAAUAUGACCAGAUGCUGGUCCAUCGUUCAGGGCCGCAUCAAGAGAUGCCAGCAGGUCAGACUUGUUGUCGCUCACAUAGCUUGGUACCUUUUGAGGAGAACUGUCAAAUGCUUUAAAAAUGCUUUCUCUCUGUGUCACUCUCUCUCUGGCAUGCACACUCUCGCACUCUCUCACUGUCUCUCUCUCUGGCACUCUGUGUGUCUCUCUGUCUCUGGUACAAUCUCUCUCUGGCAAUGUCUCUCUCGCUGGCACUCUCUCUGGCACUCUCCGUCUGUGUGUGUGUCUCUCUGUCUGUGUGUCUGCGUCUCUGUGUAUUUCUCUUUCGCUCUCUCUCGCCGCCACGUCACACACGCCUGUUGCAGGAUGAACAGCGCCUUCAGGCACGAGCAGAUGUUUGCUGAGCGCUUCCUGCCGGAUGCCGAAGCCGCCGAAGCCUUGGGCCGAACCUCCUGGGAGGCGCUGGUCACGCCGAUCGUCCGCGCCAUCACAUUGUCAGAACAAGGCGGCCCCAGCCCGCUGUCCUGGCUGCUCGACGAGUACCUGGCCAAGUCGGACUCGGCCCCCUACCGCUGCAAAUUCAGGGCGGCCAUCUUUAACUCCUGCGUCCGACGCCUGACUCAUCUCCUGGUGCACGCCGACACUCGCCCAGAGCGCCCGGGCCUUCCCGCCAAGUCUCGUGAGUCCUGCAAGACGAAAGGCAUCCGAUUUGAGCAAGCGCGCAGGCACGCACACACAGGCAAACAAGCCAAGUGGACUUUUGUUUUGCUUGGAUGUGCUAGCGCUCUACCUCCUCACUUUGCUUUCCACGCCCGACGUCCAUCAGCUCAUUCCAAUUGGCUGUUUCUGUUUGGAAAUGCUUCCUCCAGAAGACAAAGAAGCCCAGAACAAAGAAAGCGCAGCGGCUCCAAUGAGGAGCCGGACAUCCGCGUCCUGCUUCUGUCUCCUCGCUGCUGGACUGUCUCGCCCCUCUGCUUCAUGGACAAGCCGUCGCGCCACUUGCCGGACCGCCUGAGCUUAUACCUUGCUCAAUUUGCACACUUCUAUGGCUGCUUUGUCAGUGUUCUCAUGUCAUGCGCUCAACGCUUUUGUGGGCCAUAUGACGGUGUGCGCGUUCCUUUAGGCCAGUCUGUGUCUUUCGGGAGUCGGGGUAUACCUGGGGGUCUACAGUGGACGUGGCUCGGGCACGCCGAUGUGCAGUUUGGCUGUUUGACGCUUCACGUUUCCACGCUCCAGAUGUUCAUCCUUCUGCAAUUUAACACGCAGCAGGAAGUGGGUGUGGCCCCGUUGCUGAAUGGGCCUGGCCUUUCAAAGGAGCUAGUGCUUAACGCUCUGCAGCCUCUGAUUGAUGAUGAAGGGCCGCUCAACUGCAGCCAUCCGCUAGACCCUUGCCAAGGCAUGCUGCAGCCCAAGUGGCAGGCAGCGCCUGGCCCAUACAAAUGCGUGGAGCUUCAGCCACCACAGACCUACUUGAAUGUGGACAAAGAUGCCACCCCCGCCCUGGAGACCAAACGGAACUUCAUCUACUGCCUCAUUGUCAACAUCCUCAAGCAAGAGAAGAUGUAUAUCGACAACCUGGUAUUCAAGGUUCUCCAGUACCUCAGCGCUGGCGUGGAGCAGAACCUGGUGACAAACUUUAACUGUCCCAUACCCGACGGCCGGGGCCAGGCCACAUCCCGCUUCUUCCUCUCCAUCGUCACAGACAAGGACACCGUCGCCAAGAUACUAAAUGAGAAGACGCGUCUGCGAGGCUUUGUGGAGUCCUGCUCCAACCUGACAUGGUGCACCAACCCGCAGGGCUGCGAUCAGAUCCUGUGCAAAGAGAACAUGGGCAGCAUGAGCAAGUGCGGAGCAAUCACGCCUUCCCCGCAGGCACACUGCCCGGCCAGCUGCAGUCACAUGUCUCAGUGGAUAGACGAUGGCGGCUUCUACGAAAGCAUGAGCGCAGACGCUCAGAGCAAACACUUGGCCAGGCUCAUCUCCAAACGCUGCCCCAACUGCCAGGCACAGAUCGAGAAGAAUGAGGGCUGCCUCCAUAUGACCUGUGCCAAGUGUAACCACGGCUUCUGCGCAUGGCGCUGCCUCAAAGCAUGGAACCCCAUGCACAAGGACUACUACAACUGCGCCGCCAUGGUGGGUCACCUAAACUCGCCGGCAACACAUCCCUGCCAAUAUAUCUUUGUCAAAUUUCAGAAUCAAUAAAGUGCUUACACCUC